GUGACCUCCGCCUCAGAAGUCCCGGGGUUUCGUUCAGCUGAUCGUACAGAGGACUCGCUGCAGCAGUGACAGUUUUUAAUACCGCAGAAACCAGUUUUUCGCCAGAGCACAGGACAGGUCAGUGUCGUACCAGCCGUUGAUCGGAGCGUGCGUAGACUUGGAUAACAGUUUCGGACCGCCUUUUUUGUAAGUACCACCGCGAGAGCCUGACCCCCGGUGGUUGGUGAAGGAGCGAUGUCUCUCUCGGCGCUGGCCGGCCCGCAGCUGCACGUUCUGCUCACCCUGUCGGAGCUGCUCACCACGGUCAUCGUGCCGCCGGACGCACGCACGUGCGGGGUGCGCCACGAGCGUGGCACGUGCACGCGCUUUGUGGAGUCCGUCGAUCUGAUCAGCAACCCGACGAGGCGCAACCGCACGGCGCAGACCGGUGAGUUUCCGUGGCUGGUGUCGGUGCGCGGCGCACCGCCGUCCCGCGCCGACUCGCCGCAGCCCCUCUGCACCGGCGUGCUGGUACACCAGCAGGCCGUGCUGGUGUCGGCCGCCUGCCACGAGGCGGCCACCAACGCCGACCAGCGCAUGCACGUGCGUCUGGGCGAGCACAACAUUCUGAGCGACGUGGACGCCGGGCGGCCGCCGCUGGACAUCAACAUCCGACGGGCCGUCUACCACCCCGAGUACAGCGCCGGCCUCAACGACGUGGGGUUGCUGGUGCUGGAGCACCCGGCGCGGCUGAGUGAGGACGUGAACGUGGUCUGCCUGCCGCAGUGGCGCCGCGACACCGAGUCACCGGCUGACCUGACCGCCGACUGGGAGCACACAGAGUGUGUGCUGCACGGCUGGGUGGACACCACGAUCGACAGCACCCCGGUACCGCUGCGCGAGACGGUCCGCUUUCUGGGCCGCGACGCGUGCCAGACGCGGAUGCGCGAGCUGGACAGGCUCGGGCCGCUGCACACUCUUCACGCCGGCUUCGCGUGCGCCUCGGCCGAGACCGGCUGCUGGGCGGACGGCGGGUCUCCGCUGGUGUGUCGGCUGCGCGAGGACCGCUCGCGCUGGGUGCUGGCUGGCCUGCGCGCCUGGGUGCGCCAGUUCAACGACUGUGACCGGGUGGCCACCUACACUAACGUGGCCAUGUUCUCCGACUGGAUCCGAGACACGAUCGACGCUGAGCUGAGCGUGGCUGCCUAGCGCGGCUGGACAGCGACGGUGGAACCGACGGCCCCAGGAGAGUGACCCUCCACUGAAGUUCAGAGAUUUCGUGGCACUUAUGAGAGAGCUUUUGGGGGUCAUUUACAAUCCUUUUGGCUUGAUUUGCAUCACAUUUAACACCUGUAAGCUCUGGUGGUAGGGUAAAAAUGAUUCAUCGGUGCAUAGUGGCACGUCUUGCAACAUCGGGAACGUAGCCCAUUUAUGCGUAUUUGAUGUAUUAACCGUUUUCACGACGGCCAUCUGGUACACAUUUAGUGCACAUCUGGUACAGAUUAGGUGCAGAUUUGGUCAAAUUAGGUUCAGUGUGUCUCUUAGUAGCUAUCAGCUAGGAUUGCACUAAUUUCUUUUAUGCCUGCUUUGUCAUAUUAUUAGAGAGCAUCAUCGAUUAAAACACUGAAAUAAAUUCAUAAAAAAUGAAGAUAUUUGCUGUAAAAGAAAUUAGGUGCAGAUUUGGUCAAAUCAGGUGCAUUUGCUGGAUAGCCCGUCGUUUAAACGGCUAAUAUCUUGUUGCGAGAGAAAUAAUAGGGAAGUGAGUGUAAGCGAAAUAAAACUUCUAUGUCCGAGGUCUAUACAUCACAUUCCGUU
This is a messenger RNA of Amphibalanus amphitrite, 1794 nucleotides long. Its product is annotated as phenoloxidase-activating factor 2-like. NCBI's taxonomy places the organism in Eukaryota, Metazoa, Arthropoda, Thecostraca, Balanomorpha, Balanidae. The transcript is spliced from 2 exons. Gene Ontology annotation, molecular function: serine-type endopeptidase activity. Bases 235 to 1188 code for a protein of 317 amino acids. Gene Ontology annotation, biological process: proteolysis. The record is from RefSeq and is a predicted model, not a curated record.